CCCAUUACGCUUCACUCACUUCGUGUCACAAGGUGUCAAGCAAAAAAGAGAGGACCCACAAUGCCCUCUGCAGAAAAGCGCAAGCAAAAGCGCGCGGCGCUGCCCGAGCCGAAAGCCAAGAAGGCUCGUAUCGACACCAGCAGCAAGCAGAAAAACGAGAAGGAGAAGGGCAAGAAGCGCAGUCGACCAGUGACGGCGCCCGUGCACGAAAAGAGUGAAGCUAGCGAGGAGGAAUAUGAUGGUGAGGAAGUGCUGGAGGACGGGGGUGAGGAAGGGGGUGAGGAUGAGGAAACGGGCGAGGGAGAUGAGGAGGGUACACCGUCCAAGGUGAAAGAUCCGAAUGCGGCCCGUGAGUCCCACAAAGCGCAGAAGGCCCUGCUCACGCAGCGUAAAACAUCGAAGCCGCACAGCGCGCUGCUCACAGAGGCGAAACGCGCCUGGUCGCUUGCACGGCAGAAGAACCUGUCUAAGGCUGAGCGCACGCAGCAUAUCAAUGCGCUCAUGGACGUUGUGCGCGGCAGGGUGAAAGACAUCGUUUUCAAGCACGAUGCGAGUCGCAUUGUCCAGACGAUCGUGAAGUACGGGAGCGCGAAGGAGCGGAAUGAGAUUGCGGAGGAGCUCAAGGGACGAUACAAGGACUUGGCGCAAAAUAAGUAUUCAAAGUUCCUGAUCACGAAGCUCAUCCGCCUCUGCCCGUCACAUCGCACCUCAAUCCUUCAAGAAUUCCAGGGCAGCACCAUGCGCCUGCUGCUCCACCGCGAAGCCUCGUCUGUAUUAGCGGACGCCUUCGAGCUCUAUGCCAAUGCGUAUGAGCGAUCAAUCCUUCUCAAAGAUUUCUAUGGCAAGGAGGCACAGCUCUUCACAGUGACUCUUGGCAGCGAUGAGGAGCGCGAACGAUCAAAAAAAGGGCUGAACGGUAUCCUCGAUGGCACGGACAAGGAGCGUCGUCGCCGUGUACUGAAUGCUGUGAAGGAGAAUCUCACGACAGUGUUUAACAACUCGGACAAAGGCGCGGUGUCGCAUGCUACUGUACAUCGUGUGCUGUGGGAGUAUCUCUCUGCGAUAAAUGAGACUGAAAAUGAGGCAGUGCGAGAAAAGGCGAGGAGAGACAUGUUCGAAAUAUGCCAGGACGUGCUUGCAGAGAUGGUUCACACUAAGGACGGUAGCCGAGUCGUGCGCGAGUUCAUUGCUCAGGGCACGGCCAAGGACAGGAAGCACAUCGUCAAAGCGAUCAAGCCGCACGUCGAGCGGAUGUGCAAAGACGACGAGGCGCAGCUCGUACUCUUCACGGCUUUGGACGUUAUUGAUGAUACGAAGCUCACUGCGAAGUCGCUAGUAGCGGACAUCGUCGUUUCAGCGCAUUCAUUAUACCAAUCACCACAGGGUCGCCGAUCAUUAAUCUACCUUGUAUCGCCACGAACAAGACGGCACUUUACUCCAGCUCAGAUUACUCUUCUCGCAGAGACAGAUCCCAUUCGCGCACAAACAAGUAAAAAGGACGAUGCUGUCCGCGCGGAAGAGGUCCGUAAAUCGGCGAGUGAGCCAUUGCUUGCCUGGAUGGCAGAGAAGGGCGCCGAGGUUGUGCGAGAUCCGGGGGGAAGCCUUGUCGUGGGCGAAAUAAUGCUGUAUGCCGAUGGCGACAAGUCACCCGCGUCCGAGACGCUCCUCCAGGCCUUGUCAUCACCGUACCCCUCGCCUGACCCUGCAACCCCACAUCUGAUCUCGCUGCCAUACUCAUCACGACUGUACAAAACGCUUCUGCAGGGUGGACCCUUCAGCCACCAGACGAACACUGUCGCGCGAUCACCGCUGUGGGAUCCGCUAGCGUUCGCGCGUUCGUUCGUGCGGAUCGUGGGCAAGGAGAACACGCUCGCGAUGGCGAAGGACGACGGCACGUUUGUCGUUACAGUGCUGUGCGAACGCGCGAAGGAGGAUGAGGCGCUGCGGAAGGACGUGAAGGGCUGGUUCAGCGGUGCAGUGAAGGAGCUCGAGAAGGGGGAGGGAGGGAGAGGGAGGGGCGUGCUCCUUGAGCAGAUUGCUGCAUUAUAA
Messenger RNA from Phanerochaete carnosa HHB-10118-sp, 2049 nucleotides. RefSeq lists its product as uncharacterized. Gene Ontology annotation, cellular component: nucleolus. The record is from RefSeq and is a predicted model, not a curated record. Gene Ontology annotation, biological process: regulation of translation. Bases 61 to 2049 code for a protein of 662 amino acids. The transcript has 6 exons. Gene Ontology annotation, molecular function: mRNA binding. NCBI's taxonomy places the organism in Eukaryota, Fungi, Basidiomycota, Agaricomycetes, Polyporales, Phanerochaetaceae.